AUGCCUGUGUAUGCUCCAACUCGACCCGACUUUAAUGCGAUUGUCGUAGGGGCCGGGUUUGGAGGUAUCUACAUGUGCAAGAAGCUCACAGACCAAGGGCGACCAGUACAUGAUCUUAUUUCUACCGAUACUCGUGGGACCUUGAAGAUCUUCGCGAAUAUUCUUGGAAACGAGAUUAACACAGAGGUGCAAAGAGCUAUUUACGGUGAGAUUGAUAACUUGUGGACUGUUUCGCUGUCAGCUGGCCCUCGAUUAACAGCCCGAUAUAUUGUGACGGCUGUGGGACUGCUAUCUAAAAUCAAUUACCCUGAUAUCCCUGGGCUCAAGACAUAUGAAGGCGAGAUGUAUCACACUGGGAAUUGGCCCGCUUCCUAUGACUUCACAGGAAAGCGCGUCGGAGUAAUUGGGAACGGAUCCACAGGUGUUCAGCUGGUCACUGCAUUGGCCGAUCAAAACGUCAAGCAACUACUCUCCUCCCAGCGACACCCAUAG
Aspergillus costaricaensis CBS 115574 is the source of this 492-nucleotide messenger RNA. Its product is annotated as FAD/NAD(P)-binding domain-containing protein. Bases 1 to 492 code for a protein of 163 amino acids. The transcript is spliced from 3 exons. Lineage: Eukaryota; Fungi; Ascomycota; Eurotiomycetes; Eurotiales; Aspergillaceae. The record is from RefSeq and is a predicted model, not a curated record. Gene Ontology annotation, molecular function: N,N-dimethylaniline monooxygenase activity; NADP binding; flavin adenine dinucleotide binding.